AUGGUGCAUCACGGCCAGGACGCCACCGAAAAGAGGACCCAUCCCUCCCAAGAGGAAACCAUUGCCGGAGUCCUCUACGAGUCUAUCAACGUUCCGAACCCCAUGAGCCUGGUCGUCAUCGGCCCCUAUUGCUCCGUCAAGGGCCAGGCUCCGAAGCAGUAUGCGACAAAAAUGGCUGAGGAGGGCUACUUUCGUGACCCCGAGAGGGACGUCGCGAAGCCGUAUACAAAGGCGCGUAUGGAACGAGCCAAGGAGGCCCGAGAGCUGUACGGCAAGAAGGGAGAGCUUGUAUACCAUCGUCUGGUCGACUCCAGGGCUGCCGACUCAUCCGUGGGCUCGCUGGCGGGUCUGCCUGGCCCGUUGACCGGGUCGCGGUACAGCCCUUAUACGCCCAAGGGGUUCGAGAAUCGGUAUGCUGUCCCGGACAUUGUCGACCGCAACAUGGAUGACAUUGCGGCUUGA
This is a messenger RNA of Hirsutella rhossiliensis, 462 nucleotides long. RefSeq lists its product as uncharacterized. The transcript has 3 exons. The record is from RefSeq and is a predicted model, not a curated record. Lineage: Eukaryota; Fungi; Ascomycota; Sordariomycetes; Hypocreales; Ophiocordycipitaceae. Bases 1 to 462 code for a protein of 153 amino acids.